This is a messenger RNA of Paramecium tetraurelia, 639 nucleotides long. RefSeq lists its product as uncharacterized. The record is from RefSeq and is a predicted model, not a curated record. The transcript is spliced from 2 exons. Lineage: Eukaryota; Ciliophora; Oligohymenophorea; Peniculida; Parameciidae.
AUGAAAAGCGAAAAAGCAUUAAACUUGAUUUGUUGUAAUAAAAAAUCAAUCAACAAUUUACAAAACAGUAAUAACACUGCCCGAAUUGGAUCAAAUAAUAGAAGGACCUCAAUAACAUUAAAAGACUUGAGCAGUGGAAAAAAGGAUUUGAAAUUGAUGUAAAAAAAGUAAGUUACUAACUCAAAAGGAUUUCUUUCUUUUUGCAAGAGUUCUAAAACUUUAAUCAAAUAAAAAAGCGAUGAGCAUUUAAAAAUACCACAACCAAGUGUUCAAAGAAAAUCUGCCAAAGAAAUAGAUGGUUAAUAGAAUCUCAAAGAAGGUGAUACCUACAAGUCUAUAUCACCUAAGGUUGUGUUCAACGACGAUAAAAUCAAUGUUUACUUUGUAAAAGAAGUCAGUAAAUACCAUAUUAAUACUGAAACAAAAUCAAGAAAAGAUUAAACAAUAAGCACUGAAAAUACUCUAAUUUUAUAAGAAAUUUAAUAGUAAAGGGUCUAUUUGAAAACAUCUCAGCAAUUGCCUGCAACAUCAGGAAACAAGUAAAUUUUCUCUAACAUACCCAAAAGUAUGUUAAGUAAUCAUAAAAGCUUCAUUUCUCAAUCAGCCAAAAAAAUAUAGGAUUUAAAAUUUCACAAAUGA